This is a messenger RNA of Rotaria sordida, 422 nucleotides long. The record is from the annotation of a GenBank genome assembly. Lineage: Eukaryota; Metazoa; Rotifera; Eurotatoria; Philodinida; Philodinidae.
AUGUUUGCUCAGUGUUUAGUGUUUGCUGUGUUUAGCACGCUUACUUUAGCAUUAGCAAAUGAUGAUCUAUUUCUUCAUCGAUUUCGCGGUCAUAUUUUAAAAAUCAAUGGAAAAUAUGAAAUAGUGACAACAUUAGCAGAUUCUUAUAAAGAACCCGAUGGUAAUUCUGAUAAUGUUUUAGCAACUGGAUCUUGGGAUCAAACUUAUAAUAUAACUGGUUGGUCCGUAUUAGAAAUAAAAACAGCAGAAAACCAAACAAAUAUUGAUCAAGUUUAUUCAGCUGGAUUACUUGAAGGACAAUUUACACAAGAAUUAACUCGUAUGCAAUGGCAAAAUACCAUAACUAAUAUUUGUGUUAAUCGAACAGACUUUUGCGGAAAGCUAAAAAAUUUUUUUCUAACUCAACUUAAUUGGAUUUAUAU